Polistes dominula (European paper wasp) is the source of this 3441-nucleotide messenger RNA. It is a transcript of the gene GCS1, whose product is annotated as mannosyl-oligosaccharide glucosidase. Gene Ontology annotation, cellular component: endoplasmic reticulum membrane. The record is from RefSeq and is a predicted model, not a curated record. Lineage: Eukaryota; Metazoa; Arthropoda; Insecta; Hymenoptera; Vespidae. Gene Ontology annotation, biological process: protein N-linked glycosylation; oligosaccharide metabolic process. Gene Ontology annotation, molecular function: Glc3Man9GlcNAc2 oligosaccharide glucosidase activity.
UGCAUUUUAUUACAUUUAUUAUUUAUUAACAGUUAUCAUAGUGUAUUAUAGUUUUCUGAUAACAAAAACAAUCAUUAAUUGUCAAAUAUAUGUUCUAACCUAAAAAAAAAAAUUAAAAAGAACAGAACCUUUAAUUUUUCAAAACUUCACAUAUUAUUUAAUUAAUGUGCAAUGUCUUAUCACUCACAUACACAAUAUUAUAUUUAAAGAUAACAAAAUAAUAGUGAUAAUAAUAUUAUAAAAAUAAUAUUUUUCUAAAAACAACAAACACCUCAAAAAAUGGCUAGGAUCAAAACUCAAGAAAGAGUAAUGAAACCAAGAAACAAAUUAAACAACAAUCAAUUGAAUAAUAAAAAAGAUGCUAAUAAAACAAAAUUACCAAUAUUUAAUUCAGUCAUUACUGCAGUAUGCAUUGCAAUUGCUGCAUGGUUCAGUUUCAAAGGGUACCUUGAAACUAGGGUAAAUACACCAUAUGAAAUAGAAAAGUUGGUAACCAUGAACGGGUUAGAUGUACCUGACAGAUAUUGGGGUACAUACAGACCCAACGUAUACUUUGGAAUGAAAACAAGAGAUCCACAUUCUUUGGUAACUGGACUAAUGUGGUACUCUCCACAACAUCUACGACUGGAUGGUGGAGGUCUUAGACAUUGGUGUGAACAGGGUGACCAACUAGAUAGAUAUGGUUGGUUGGAACACGAUGGAAGAACAUUUGGUAUCCAAGAGAUAGUUGAUUCAUCUGUUAUCUUAACAACAACAUUUGUAAAAAGACUGAGUGGUCAAUAUGGCGGUGAUUGGACAAACAAAAUCAGUGUCAAUUCUAAAGAUUCUAAAAAACUUGAACAAGAAAUCUCUUUACUAUUUUAUAUCGCUAUUGAAGAAAAUACAAAAGGAUGGAUAGAAGUGAAUUCUGACAAUGAUGACAAUUUAACAGGAAUGUCUGGAAAUACACAAGGAUUAGGUUCCUUUAAUAUUAAUAUACAUGUAACUAAAGGUACUAUAGAGGAACAUUCAUUCUUAUCAACAACUGCACCAAGUUUAACUGCAUUAACAGAAACUGUUUUUAAAAAUUUGAGAAGAGCAUCGUAUAAAAAAAGUAACAAGAAACAUAUAGUGUUAUCUGGUGAACAACUUUCAUUAUUACCAGAUGGAACUAAAGAGAAACCUAAUUUUAUUGUUACACAAGUAACAGGAAAGGUUCCUUUUGAAAUAGAAAUUAAUUAUGAAUCUGAAAGUUUCACCAAUAGAUUGGAUAAAUUGAGUAAUGAUAUAUAUGAUCAAGAAUUACUAAAACAACGUAAAUUAUUUGAUGAUAAAUUUGAAAAGAUUUUCAAAUUAAAAUCCAAAGGUUAUUCCAAUGAAGAAAUAUCUUUUGCUAAAAUGGCAUUUUCCAACAUGAUUGGUUCCAUCGGUUACUUCUAUGGAAGUUCACAAGUUCAAAGUACACACACAAAAGGUCCUGUGCCUUAUUGGAAAGCACCUUUGUAUACAGCAGUACCUAGUAGAAGCUUUUUCCCACGUGGUUUUCUAUGGGAUGAAGGAUUUCAUGGUUUACUUAUUUCAGCAUGGGAUUUAGAAAUUGAAUUAGAUAUUAUAAGUCAUUGGUUUGAUUUAAUGAACAUCGAAGGUUGGAUACCAAGAGAAAUGAUUUUAGGUCCUGAAGCGUUAGCCAAAGUUCCAGAUGAAUUUGUAACGCAGAUGAACACCAAUGCGAAUCCUCCAACAUUCUUUUUGACUUUACAUUAUAUUCUUGAACAUAAACAAGAAGAAUUGUUAGAUAAACAUUAUCAUCUUCUUGACAAAUUAUAUCCACGUCUUCAAGCUUGGUUCAAUUGGUUUAAUACAACACAAAUUGGUGAAUUACCAAGUACAUAUAGAUGGCGAGGUAGAGAUCCCGAUACUAACAGAGAAUUAAAUCCAAAAACUCUUACGUCAGGAUUAGAUGAUUAUCCUAGAGCUUCACAUCCAAAUAUUUAUGAACGACAUGUUGAUUUACGUUGUUGGAUUGCAUUUGCUGCUAAUGUCAUGUCCAGAAUUACAGAGGUCUUGAAUCAUUCCAAUAAUAAAUACAAAGAGACCUUUGAUUAUUUGUCUGAUAAUAAUUUAUUGAAUAAAUUACAUUGGUCAUUUAAUACACAAACUUAUUCAGAUUUUGGUCUUCAUACUGAUAAAGUUGUAUUAAUGAGACCAAAUUCGCAAUCCAAUGUAAAACCUUCAGAAAUGAUUAGAGUUGUCUUUGAUGAUCCAACAUUAAGAUACGUUGAUUCCUCUUUUGGUUACGUAUCCUUAUUUCCAUUCAUAUUACAAAUUAUUCAUCCUAAUUCACCACAUUUAGAAAAAGUUUUACAGGAUUUAACUGAUCCUGAUUUACUCUGGACAAAAUAUGGAUUAAGAUCGUUAGCAAAAACAUCACCACUUUAUAUGAAAUAUAAUACGGAACAUGAUCCACCUUAUUGGCGUGGUGCCAUUUGGAUAAAUUUAAAUUAUUUAACAGUACGAGCUGCACACUAUUAUUCCAAAACUGAAGGACCUUAUCAAUCAAAAGCAAAAAAAGUUUAUGAUGAUCUCAGACAUAAUAUAAUACAAAAUGUUAUGCAACAAUACAAAUAUAGUGGCUACGUAUGGGAAAAUUAUAGAGAUACUUUAGGUAGUGGAAAAGGUAGUCACCCAUUUACAGGUUGGACGUCAUUGGUGGUUUUACUUAUGGCAGAAAUUUAUUGAAAAACUAUUUUAUUACUCGUGAAAUACAAUAUACUCUUAAAUAUAGAAUAAUACAAUUAAAAUUAGAAGAAGAAAUCAGAAAAGAGGUUCCUUCUUUUAAUGAAGGUAUAACAAACACAACAAGAUUUCAAAUAAUAAUAAUAAUAAUAAUAAAUUGAUACAAAUGAUUAUAUAUAAAAUUCAACUUUUAAAUAUAUUAUCAAAAUAUUCAGAAUAUUUGAGAUUAUUCCUGGUGGUGUAUGCAAUGGUGUCGGUGUAUUCUAUGCACGAAAAUAAGGGGGAAACAAAAAGUACACCCUGUAUAUUAUAAAACUUUAUAUAUAUAUAUAUAUAGUUCUAUUCGUUAAGUAGUAUAUAAGUAACAUGUACAGCACAAUAUGCAUUUAAUGAUUGUCAAAUAUUUUAUAUAUGCAUUAUUCUCUAUUUAUAUAUAUAGUGAGGCCAAAAAUAACAAGUAACAAGUAAAACAAAUCAGUCUACAUUAUAACAUAUUGAUCUAUGCACACUUUACAAGGCAAAUAUAUAUAUCUUCAUUAUCAUUAUAUUAGUUAUGCAUAAUACAGUAAUCUAUAUAGAAUACUAUAAUGUUGUGAAUGUGGCAUGAACGACAAUGACACAAUCAUUAUGCAAUUUAAUGAGCAAAACCUGUUCAACAAAUAUUUUCAAUAUUAUUAUAAUAAUCCACUUAAUAUGUUAUCUUAUUAUAAACAUAUAUGUAUUUCU